AUGGCGUCUCCGGUAAAAGUAAACGAAGAAGUUGAUCCUGUAAAAGAAGAUUUUGCUGAUUUAUUGACUUGUUCUAUUUGUCUUGAAACAUUUAAACAGCCAAAAUAUUUACCGUGCUUACACACCUUCUGCGAAACAUGUAUAAAUACCUAUAUUGUUUCAACCGUGAAGGAUGCAAUGGCAUGGUGUACGGUUUGUGAGGAGGCAUACUGCGAUACCUGUGAAGCCAAUCACAAAACAUUCAAAGUGACACUAAAUCACAAGAUAGUACCGAUCAAAGAUAUAAAUGAAGAUACGUCCAUUUCAAAUAUUUGUGCGUCUGUCGCUUGCGACGAACACCCAGACAAGUUAAUCGAAAUAUACUGCAAGGAUCAUUCCCAUCCAUGUUGUACCAUUUGUGCUACUGUACACCACAGAAAAUGUGAACAAGUUAUUACCAUAGAUAAAGCCGUAUCCGGAGUAAAAGAAUCUACAAAAGCACAGGAACUGACGAAGAAGUUAAAAGAAACAAGUCACAAACUAGAAGAAAUUAUUCAAAACCGAAAUCAAAACACAACAAAUUUCGAAAACGAAAUAGAUGGUAUCUUAGUCGAAAUUGCAAACGCGCGCAAAACGUUAAAUGAAAAAUUGGAUCAACUAGAAAACGAAAUAAGAGAAGAAGUAAUCAGUGCUAGAAAAGUCAAUAUACUCAGACUUAGUGAAGAGUCUACUGAACUGUCAGGCCUGAAGAGUACAUUUGAUCACUGGAAGACUAUGUUUGAGGCUUGCUUAUCCCAGGGUUCUGAAAUACAAUGCUUGGUCAAAAUGGAGGAGAUUUACAGGAAAAUUCCACAGUACGAAGAUGAUUUGACUAAAGUUAUACAGGGAAUUAAGGACAUAUCGCCAUUAACUCUGGUAAGGACAUUAAAUACAAGUGUUCAAAUGUGGGGAUUAUGUUGUGUAGACGAUGAGUACAUGAUUGUUAACAAUAAUUAUAUUUAUUGGUUGAACGCUCAAACGGGUGCUAUCAUAAAAGAAUUCCCAAUAGGCACAGGCUCUAGCAUACGUUUCGUCACUUGUUACCGGAAAAGUGAAUACAUGUAUUGGGAUGGUCAACUCACUGUAAAAUUUGAAUCAGCUCCCAGAAAAAACUUUCAGUAUAACCAUAGUAAUUUAUCAAAUUCAUUCAAUCAGGAAAUUGACGGAGAAGGGAAUAUAUACGUUGUAGGAUACUGCUCAAACAACAUCCAUCAGCUGACCCCUACUGGUGAACUUAUCCGUAUCAUUCCUGUAUCAGAUAUCGACAAUACAGUAACAAAUCCUUGGGUAAUGCGCUUCAAACGAAAAACUAACCAGUUUCUUCUAACGUUUCAUGAAUCGGCAGGUCCAGUGCUAGUAUGUGAAAUUGAUUAAACUGUUACUGAUGAACUGUUAUAUGGUAUUCAAAAUUCUGCGUAGUGAAUCAAUAAAAUAAUAGCAACUGUUUAA
This is a messenger RNA of Mytilus trossulus (common blue mussel), 1467 nucleotides long. Its product is annotated as tripartite motif-containing protein 2-like. The record is from RefSeq and is a predicted model, not a curated record. Bases 1 to 1392 code for a protein of 463 amino acids. Gene Ontology annotation, molecular function: zinc ion binding. Lineage: Eukaryota; Metazoa; Mollusca; Bivalvia; Mytilida; Mytilidae. The transcript has 3 exons.